Messenger RNA from Dunckerocampus dactyliophorus (ringed pipefish), 5386 nucleotides. Its product is annotated as neuropilin-1a-like. Bases 366 to 3197 code for a protein of 943 amino acids. NCBI's taxonomy places the organism in Eukaryota, Metazoa, Chordata, Actinopteri, Syngnathiformes, Syngnathidae. Gene Ontology annotation, molecular function: vascular endothelial growth factor receptor activity; semaphorin receptor activity. The transcript has 18 exons. Gene Ontology annotation, cellular component: membrane. The record is from RefSeq and is a predicted model, not a curated record. Gene Ontology annotation, biological process: axon guidance; angiogenesis; vascular endothelial growth factor signaling pathway.
AGAAAGAGCGAGUGAGGCUGGCAGUGAGGAGGGCAGCCGGCGAUGUUCUCUGCUGCUGCUCGCUGAGGGCCGAUCUACUGCUGUUCCUCUACUUGGGGGAUUUCUUCAGCGAGGCUUUGCGAGGUUCUGGAAGUCAGUCUGAUAGCUGCCACGACCUAACGGAAUUUAUCCUUUUGUCCCCUCAUUGGUUUUCCUUUUUUUCCUUGGAUUAUCUUCUCUUGGACAUGUCAAGUUGUUCUGCAGCGGUCCGGUGCUGAAAGCUCCCAGGAUGCCACAGAUGGACCUCGUACUUUGAGACUGUUUCACUUUAUCUGCCUUGUUUUUGGACGACAACUCCUUCAAUAUUUUUAUCUUCUGAGGCUAGGAUGUUGCACAAGACCAGGACGUGUGCUGGACCGUUUUGGUUCCUCCUCACACAAGUGGUCCUGGUGACUGCGCUGACCCAGACUGACGAGUGCGGCGGGGCCAUCGACAUCCACACCGCGGACUACCUGACCUCCCCUGGCUACCCUGGCGCAUAUCCGCCCUCGCAGCACUGCGUGUGGGUCAUCACGGCACCCGAACCGGGUCAGAAGAUUCUCAUCAACUUCAACCCGCAUUUUGAUCUGGAGGACCGAGAUUGCAAGUACGACUACGUGGAGGUCUACAAUGGCGGGGACGAGCUUUCUCCCAUGCUGGGCAAGUUUUGUGGCAAGAUCGCACCGUCUCCGAUCAUCUCCAGCGGCGGUCAGCUCCUCAUCAAGUUUGUCUCCGACUACGAGACCCACGGGGCGGGAUUCUCUGUACGCUACGAGGUCUUCAAGACAGGUCCGGAAUGUUCCAGGAACUUCACAGCCCCCACGGGCGCCAUCAAGACACCGGGCUUCCCUGACAAGUACCCCAACAACCUGGACUGCACCUUUAUGAUCUUCGCUCCCAAGAUGUCCGAGAUCGUGGUGGAGUUUGACAGCUUCGACAUGGAGCCAGACACGACGCCGCCACCAGGGGCGCUCUGCCGAUACGACUGGCUGGAGAUCUGGGACGGCUUCCCUGCAGUGGGUCCUCACAUCGGGCGCUACUGUGGCCAGACGUCGCCGGGCCGCGUGAUCUCCUACACGGGCAUCCUGUCCAUGACCAUUACCACUGACAACGCCAUCACCAGAGAAGGCUUCUCUGCCAACUACACCAUCCGAGAAAGGAGCCUCCCCCCAGGACACACAGAGGAGGAUUUCUCCUGCAUGGAGCCUCUGGGCAUGGAGUCUGGUGAGAUUUCCUCAGAUCAGAUCAGCGCGUCGUCUCAGUACAACUCCAACUGGUCGCCUGAGCGCUCUCGCCUCAACUACCAGGAGAACGGAUGGACGCCCUCGGACGACACAGUCCGCGAGUGGAUCCAGGUGGACUUGGGCUUCCUAAGGUUCAUCACUGCCAUAGGCACACAAGGCGCCAUCUCCAAAGAGACCAAAAAGCACUACUUUGUCCGCUCCUACAAGGUGGACCUGAGCUCUAACGGAGAGGACUGGGUGACAGUGAAGGAGGGCUCCAAGCAGAAGAUCUUUCCAGGAAACCGCAACCCGACUGACGAGGCUCGCUCAAUCCUACCCAAACAGACUCUGGCUCGCUACGUCCGCAUUCGGCCCAUGACCUGGGAGCAAGGCAUCUGCAUGCGCUUCGAGAUCUACGGCUGCAGAACAUCAGACUAUUCGUGUUCUGGAAUGCUUGGGAUGGUGUCCGGUCAGAUUUCAGACGCUCAGAUCAGCGCCUCGUCUUAUGCCGACCGAGGCUGGGUGGCUGAAAAUGCCCGUUUACUGACGGGGAGGUCGGGCUGGACGGGCCAGCAAAUCAAACAGCCCUUCAGGAACGAAUGGCUGCAGGUGGACCUGGGCCAGGACAAGAUGGUGAGCGGUGUAGUCAUUCAGGGUGGGAAGCACCGCGACAAGAAUGUCUUCAUGAAGAAGUUCAAGGUGGGCCACAGUUUGGACGGAGAAGAGUGGACCAUUGUGAAUGAGGACAACACCACCAAACCCAAGCUAUUCAUCGGGAAUCAGAACCAUGACACGCCAGAGCUGAAGUCCAUGGGUCCUCUUAUGACCCGCUUCAUUAGGAUCUACCCGGAGAGAGCCACCAACGAGGGCGUAGGCCUCCGCUUGGAGCUGCUGGGCUGCGAACUCAACGACAUCACAACCACGGGUCCGCCAACCACGACGCCCGCCUCCACCAUUCCCUUGACCACUUUUGGGGCAACCACCACGACGCCCAUCACCGUCCCCAUUACCACGCUGUCCACCGAGACCGACACAGCCGAGGACUUCGACACGGCGACAGCGGGAGGUGUCACAGCCGCUGACCCCGUCAUGGACUUCAUACCAGACUACUUGUGGUUUGCCUGCAACUUUGACUUCACCUCCUUCUGCGGUUGGACCAUGGAAACAGGCUCUGGCGCUGAGUGGCUCAUCCAGACCAAUGGCGCUCCGGCCGCGCACAGACUGCCGACUCUCGACCACACGGGACGGGCAGGGAACUUCAUCUACAUGCAUUUGAGUGACUCUUGGGUCAAAAGUGAAGAAGAGGAGGAGGAUAGAGUGGCGAGGCUGUCCAGUCUGCCCGUCACGGCGCCGGACGCCGACCUGUGCGUGUCCUUCUGGUACCACAUGUUAGGUCAGCACCCUGGGGUGCUUCACAUCAGACAAGACAAGGAGAAAGAGGGACAUCGGGGGAGCAUCCUGUGGACCGUCAGCGGCCACCAGGGGGCGCGGUGGAGGGAAGGACGAGUUUUGCUACCAAGAUCCAGUGUCCCCUAUAGAGUGGUGGUGGAGGGCGUGGCCAACAGACACGUCACAGGACACAUUGCUGUGGACAACAUCCAGAUUUUAGAUGGACUCAACAUGGACUACUGUAAAGAUCCAGACGUUUCUCCAUCUCCGCCCACUGAGAUCUUCAUCCUGCCCAUGGACUCCCUGUCCCAGGAGACGGGCGACCUCGGCGGUGCUGGAAACAUGCUGAAGACUCUGGACCCCAUCCUGAUCACCAUCAUAGCCAUGUCGGCGCUGGGUGUCUUCCUGGGCGCCAUCUGCGGCGUGGUGCUGUACUGCGCCUGCUCGCAGAGCGCCAUGACGGACAGGAACUUGUCCGCCCUGGAAAACUACAACUUCGAGCUGGUGGAUGGCGUCAAGCUCAAGAAAGAUAAGAUGAAUGGACAGAGCAACUACUCAGAGGCGUGAGGUGGCGGCGGGCGAUGCUCUUCAGGGUGGGCUGACAGCAAGCAGACGCCAUCUUUUUUUUACUCAGGAGCGUCAGUGGAACCGACUGACCAGUAGGGGACACUGUGUAUAAAGAAACUGUACAGCAAAAAAAGAUUCUAUUUGUUCUUUGUGUGUGUGAGUACGUGUGUGUGCGUGUGCUUUAUUGAUUUCCUGUGAUCACAUGAUGUGUUGAGACCAAGUCACAAAACAAUCUUACUGUUUGUUGUUUUUUUUCACAGAAAGUAUGUGAAGUGUGUGUUUACAUUAAUGUACAUCUUCAUGUGAAGUAUGUGUGUCUGCAUGUGUGUGUUCCAACAGUGCCUUUUUCGCCUCCAUUUUUUAUUUUUUUGUUGCCUUCUUUUUUUUGUUCCACACACGUAGGAAGAGUCAGGAAAAUGAUUUUUGACAUUUUCUGAACUGUGAAGCUGUUGGGAUGUGUGUGUGCUAACAUGGAGGUGUUAAAUCAAUCCACGUGUGUGUCGUGUGUAAAAAGCCUGGUUUUCACAGCACACGUUAUAUCAUAUUGUACAUAAGUUUUAAUAUAUUUCUAUCGGAGCUCUCUUUUCGAGAGAACACGCCCUUCCACGCCGCAGUAUCCUUUCAAGCGGACGGACUCCCAAAAGGCACAUUUGUGCAGGGCUGCCCCUGACAAAAAUGGGCAGAAUUUUAUUUGGAUCCAAUAUUGCAAAAUAACAAAUUAAGAGGAAAAAAACAUAUACAGUAUGUUUAGGAAUGGGAUUGUACCCACACCCUCAGCUGUAAAAGGCAGGAGCUGUACCAUUACACCAUCAGGUAUUAACAGGUGAAUUCUGCCAUUUAAUUAUAUUCUCUUAUUCUCACAUGCUGUCAAACAUUGCCUUGGGCUGACUUGGUGCUCUAUGCGUCAUGGCAGUGAUGCACAACCUUGUGCAAAAUGGGGGCCCCUAUGGAUCGUAACAUCCUACGCAAAGCACGUGUUCUGCAUGUAGGGUGGGGUGGCCCUGCAUUUGUGUGUCUUUUUUCUAACUAAUGUGAUGUUUUGUUUUGUGAAUCCUUGUGGUCGUUUGGGUUCUGUUGUUGGGACGAUGGAGGUGUCUGAGCAAAGACUCUUGGGAUGCUUUCAUACAGGGUAGCACUGGACCCCCACCACCACCCAGGGAGGGAGGGAGGGUCUAUUCAGGGUCAUCAGCAUUGUGAUAGUAGAUGCUGACAGACCUGGUUGCCAUGACAAUGUUGUUGUGUUGUCUUUUUGACGGUUGUGUCGGCUGCAGCAUCCUCCGCAGGACUACACUGAACCAACACACGCUAUCAGGUCAUAAGCUUAAAGGUGCAACGCACAGGCCUCAGUUUGAUGUCAUUUUAUCAACAAUAACCACAAACCUUGACUGGGAUGUCGCAUUGUUACUUUCCUCUCUGGUAGUCACACUUUUGUUUAAAUUCAUACACUUCAACAUUGAAGUCAGUUUGAAGACAAAUAUCAAUGUCAAUGAUACACAAACUGGAUUCAAUGUUGCGUUCUUGUCGACUGAGCAAACUUGUGUGCUGUCAAUGCUCGAUCAACAACAUGAUAAAGUGUGAAAGGAUGCUGCAGCACUCCACGUGAAAAAAGGAAAUGUUGCACUGAAAUGUGUAAAAGUCUUAGGAUGGGUUUAUGGUUUAAGAAAAGAAUUUGUUUUUUUUUAAAACAUGCUUUCAGAUGAAGGUGUUUUAAUUCUGAGAUGUACAAUUUUACACAAAGAAAAAAAAGCUUAUCUACGUCAGGUUUAUUUACUUGCUAUGAGGUUUUUGUAAUGUCAUUGAUGGAUUUACGUGCCAGAGUUUGUUUGCCUUUUCUUUGUUUGUUUUCCAAACUGCUUCUGUAAUGUUGCUGUCUCCAGUCCAGAAAAAAGACAAAAAUGGAAAAGCAGCAAGGCCUUAAGUGAUUCAAGAGAAAAAAAAAACAACAUUUGUAUUCUCUGGUCAAUGCCCAGAUUGAUCUCAUCUCUGUUGUUGCAGAUCAUUGAUUAUUACAUUCCAAAGAAUUGGAUCAAAUAAAUGUUUGCAUUAAAUGUGACAGUACACUCUUUUCUCUUUUCUGCUUUUUACAGUAAUAAUACCUAAAAUAUAUUUUUAAAUCAAUUUCUUUCAUGAUACCAGUAAAAGACCACAAUAUACUUGUAUUAUAAGUAUAUACAGCAAUACAAUUUAAA